Coccomyxa subellipsoidea C-169 is the source of this 180-nucleotide messenger RNA. RefSeq lists its product as hypothetical. The transcript has a single exon. The record is from RefSeq and is a predicted model, not a curated record. The annotation marks the transcript as partial. Lineage: Eukaryota; Viridiplantae; Chlorophyta; Trebouxiophyceae; Coccomyxaceae.
UUCUGGAGCAAUGUGGGGCGCUAUGGCAGUUACUUCUUCUCUGUGCUGCUGGGCACGGCCUACACAGCAGUCAAGCCGAUUGGUGGACUGCUGAGGAAGCCAGUUUCAGCGGUGCUGACCAUUGCAGCCCUCAUUGGCCUUUACGUAUUUGUUUCCUCCACUGUGACAGCAAUGCUGGGU